UGGAUUUUUUUUUAUUAUUGUUCAUUAAAUACUGAUAAAAAAAAUUAGUUUUUGGAUAAAUAAAUGUGAAAAAACAUCAGUCAUACUGAUUAUGUACUGUAACUUCAAAAAGUGAACACAUUUCCUGCGAAGUGAUGAAUAUUUUUAUUGUGUGAAUACCAAGUAAUUGUGGAUUAUGGUUUUUUCAAAUAUUAUGUGGAUAAAGAUUGUUGUUUGUGCUUGCAGUUUAACAGUUAUACUUUGUCGGAAUUUUAACGCUCAAUCACAUUCCAAUACUCGCCAAAGUCCCUCAUUUUUGCACGAACCACUGAGCCGGCAUGAGUUUUUGAAUAGCACCGGAGCAAUCAUUCCAUGCACAGCUUUUGGUAGUCCGAGUCCUGUGGUCAGAUGGCUGAACAAUGAUGGUACAGCAGCUGUCGAUAUUCCAGGCCUCCGACACGUCCGUCUUGAUGGAUCACUAGUCUUCCAACCAUUUCGAGCCGACCAGUACAGACAGGACGUCCACGCCGCCACUUACAGGUGUACUGCCACAAACAGCUUUGGAACACUCGCCAGCAGGGAUGUCCAUAUAGGAGCCGUUAUGCCUCAACGGUAUGCUGUGGAAAUGCAUGACGAAUUUGUCUUGAAAGGUAAUACUGCAGUCUUGAAGUGCCACGUCCCCGGAUUUGUGAAGGAUUACGUCAUUGUAGAAGCGUGGAUCAAAGAUUCUAUGGAAAAAGUUGAUCCUUCGUCGAAAUCUAGUCGUUACACCAUAUUUAAAUCUGGGGAAUUACAUAUUCGGCAUGUGCAACAAACUGAUUCUCUUAGCAGCUAUAGUUGCAGAACGAAGCAUAGACUCACAGGGUUGACGGUAGUUAGUUCGAAUCCUGCCAGAAUUAUUGUUACAGAGCCCUAUGGACAAGUGCCGCCAAGAAUUACCCAUACAUCUUCUCGGAUUCUGAUUCAAACGGGAGAAACAGCUUUAUUGCCCUGUGCGGGACAGGCCUUUCCGCUGCCUAAUUACAGGUGGUACAGAAAAGAAGCUUCCACGACUCCGGUACGCCUGGGACACCGAAGAGAAAUGGUUGGUGGCACUCUGAUCUUGCGAAACGCUGAGAUAAGGGACAGCGGAAGGUACAUCUGCGUCUUGACGAGCUCUGGUAAUGAAGAUAAAGCGGAAACGGAAUUAACAGUGACAGCGAAACUGUCAGUGUCUGUUUAUCCUCACGAAAGGAUAGCAGAUAUCGGGGAAGUCGUGACAUUCAACUGCAGCGUAAGAGGCUAUCCAGUGUCCAAUGUCAGAUGGUCGAAAAACGCCAAAUUCAUUACGGACAGUAACAGGAUGCGGGUGAUUGCCAGGAACCAGCUGAUGGUGACGUCAGUGCGGAGAGAGGAUCAUGGUUUGUAUCAGUGCUUCGUCAACAACGACAAAGAUUCCGCUCAAGGGGCAGCACAACUUCUAAUUGGAGACAAUCCUCCAGAGUUUUUACACACAUUCGAAAACAUGACAGUGAAUCCUGGGUCUUCGGUGUCUUUGAAAUGUUCGGCUUCAGGCAAUCCUCUACCCCAAAUCACGUGGUCUUUGGAUGGAGCGCAGGUACCUGAAGAUCAGAGUUUUAGAUCCGGUGAUUACGUUACUCUAGAAAACACUGUUAUCAGUUAUGUAAAUAUUUCAAGAGCGGGAGUUGAGCAUUCUGGUGAGUUCACGUGCGCAGCUAAAAAUGAUGCGGGGGAGGUAGAGCACAGCAGCUGGGUCAGGGUGCCCGGACCACCAUUCGUGAGAACCAUGAAGAAUCAGACUAUCGUAGCUGGAGAGAUGAUGAAGAUCAGGUGUCCAGCGGGAGGAUAUCCGAUACAUAGAAUUUCUUGGGAAAGAGAUGGUGUUCGUCUACCUGAUAACCAUAGGCAGACUGUUUAUCCAAACGGGACACUUCUUGUUCGACAGGUUGAAAGAAUGGUCGACGAAGGUCGGUACACGUGCACCCUCAGAAACAAAGAAGGAGAAAGCGCAAAGGGAAGCGUUUAUAUUACUGUCAGAGUUCGUCCAGUUAUAGAGCCCUUCAAUCUCCCAUCGUCCGUACAAAUGGGUCAGAGACUGAGUAUCAGUUGCACAGUCAUCAAGGGUGAUCCGCCCAUCACCUUGAAAUGGCUGAGGGACGAGGAUAUUCUCGAAAAGGAUGGUGACAUUAGAAUCCAUAACUUGGCGGAUUACUCAUCGACACUUCUGUUCGAAUCGAUCAAGCCAGAACACAGAGGGAACUACACCUGCGUUGCCAGCAACGAGGCGGGAUCUGAACGCCACAGCGCAGCAAUGGUAAUUCAUGUUCCUCCCCGUUGGAAAACGGAACCUAAUGAUGUUGACGUAAUUAAGGGACGGAGCAUUAUGAUCGAUUGCGAAGCUGAUGGUUUUCCCCCACCCCGACUCACCUGGAGAAAAGCAGCAGGGAGUGUUCCCGAAAGCUAUAAGCCAAUCAGCAGUAGUUCUCAUCUGCACGUGUUUGAAAAUGGUACACUUACGAUAUUGGAUGUUGGGGAACAUGAUGCUGGUUACUACCUGUGUCAGGCAUCAAAUGGAAUCGGAUCAGGUCUAAGCAAGGUUAUCAGCCUUACCGUUCAUGUUGCUGCUCACUUCACCAAUAAAUUUCAUGCUGAAAUCGUAAAAAAAGGACAAGAGGCCAAAUUGUCUUGUCAAGCUUACGGAGAAAGACCACUUAACAUUGCGUGGACGAAAGAUAAACAAACUUUAAACACAAAGUCAAUUACCAGGUAUCGUCUAACAGAAACAGUCUUUUCGAAUGGAAGCUUGUCGGAAUUGUUGAUAGAUUUAGUAGACCGAGGGGAUUCUGCUCUGUUUACAUGUUUGGCUACGAAUUCUUAUGGAAAAGAUGAAACAAAUAUACAACUAAUAAUUCAAGAAAAACCGGAUAUUCCUCAAGAGCUGAAAAUAACAAGAACUGCAAGCAGGUCUGUGGAUAUUUCGUGGUCUCCCCCUUACAGCGGAAACAGUCGAUUACUCAAAUACAUAUUAACCUACGAAGAAGCAACAGAAGAAAAGGAAGGAUCCCUCAAGUCAGGAAAUCUAUUAGGAGGUAAUCCCAAACGAGUGACAAUACCACCAUCAGAAAUAACUUGGACAAUUAAUGGUCUGACGCCCGACACUCGUUAUUUUAUACUAAUAUCAGCAGUCAAUGCAUUGGGAGAAAGUGAAAGUAGUAACCCUGUUACCGCAGUAACUGAGGAAGAAGCACCCGGUGGACCUCCGCUGGCUGUAAAAACGCUUCCUUUGUCCUCAACAGCUGUAAAAGUAUUAUGGGAGCCACCAGAUCCUGCGUCACAAUACGGCCAAAUCAAAGGAUAUUACGUCGGCUACAAAACUAAAACUUCGAAAGAUAAAUACGUUUACAAGACCCUUGAGGUUAAGGACAAUUUUCGAGAAGAGAGAAUUCUGAACAAUUUGCAGAGAAACACAAAGUAUUUGGUACGCGUCCAGGCAUUUAACAAUAAAGGAGCUGGACCUCCAUCUGAUGAUGCAGAAGUUGAAACUUUGAAAGAAGAUCCUCCAAAACCGCCCACCUUAGAAAUCUUAGGAGUGACAUCAACAUCAGUGACGCUGAAAUGGAAAAGGGAUGGAACAGACUCUUUGCCAACUAAAGGUUUCAUAGUGCAUUACAAAAAAGAAUAUGGAACAUGGAGGGCCGAAGAAGUAUUUGGAGAUUUGAACACAUACACACUUAUUAACCUCCAGUGUGGAAUGCGAUAUGAGUUCUACAUUACGAACGCUAAUGGAAACGGAGAACAAAGUGAAAUCGUGGAAACUAGGACAAGCGGAAGAGCCCCCAUUGCCCCCGAGAAGGAAGAACUUCUCAUCGUCAAUGCUACUUCCGUCACAAUCCAAUUAAAUUCGUGGAAAUCGGGCGGCUGUCCAAUCACACACUUCGAAAUAAAGUACAAGCAGCAGAAAAAGAAAACGUGGGUCAUUUUUGCCGACAGGGUGUCAUCGAAUAAGAAGAGCAUCACAAUUACUGGACUCACACCGAACACAUUUUAUCAAUUACAGCUGACAUCUCACAAUGAAGCCGGACCUAAUACUGAAGCUGAGUAUAUCUUCACUACAGGAGCUAAUUUGAAAGGUGCCUUACCAGACGCAGUAUUAGUGAGUGGAGAAGCAGUGCCUUUCUAUUUAGAACUGGAAGUAGUUCUUCCUGUUUCGUUGUCUUUGGUGGUUGUGGUUGCAGUACUCGUACUUGUGUGCCUCAUAGUGAGGAAGCGAAACCCAACAGAAACUUCACAAACAGCAAGUACAACUUAUGUAUCCAGAAAGUCACAGGCAGGAGAGUCGGUUCACCUUUGUGAGAUGGAAAAGUCAAACUAUCAAAGACCCCCUAGUCGUGCAGACCCUCUCUACUAUCCUACUCCAUAUGCAACAACACACAUUGCGGAUGGACCUUGCAGGAAAUCCUUGGAAGCAGCAGAAAGAGAGCUUCAAGAAGAACCACAAUAUGCUACAGUGAAACGUACACCAAGGCCUCCAAAAUCUGACAUGCACAUAUACCAUUAUCCAGUACACAUUCCUCCAGAACUAUUAGACGAACUUCAAGUGGCUUCCUCCCAAUGGGAUGAUGGAGGAAGAUCAUCUAUGAUGGACGGAGGUGGAUAUAUAGGUAGAAGAAGUUCUAGGGGCCAUACAUAAUCUUCUUCCAAAACAAUUAUCGGCAGAAGUCAAAGAAACAUCGUUAAAGCAAGUGUUCGAAGAAGUAAUGAACACUUGAGCUGGACCAUAAGGUAUGAUGAUGAUUGAUUAACAAGUAAAGGAUAAAGAAAAAAAGGUUUAGCAAGUAUUUCGCUGGACGGAAUUAUGAUAGGACUGAUGUGGUCGAAGCAAUUUGAAAAUUGCUUUGUAGUAAUAAAAUGCUGUUUUCAGUAUAAAUGUACUUCCAUUUAAAAUUUGAGCUGGAGUAUAAACUCUCGAAGAGGAGUGAUAAAAAUAUUGUGAUAUUAAUAAUUUUUAUGACUAAUGAAUGUUAAAAGAAACUCUGGAGCAAAUAUGAGUACAAUUAGUUUCUUUGUAUGUUGUUUGUUAUAUGUUGUGAAGGAAUAUUGAAGCAAGGACAGAGGAACUUGCUAUAUAUGUUACAGGGCUUGUCAAAAAUAUCUUACUUAGUUCGACGAGAAGUAAAACAUAAAUAUAAUCUUACAAUAUUUAAAUUCUGUUUACUUGAUUGGUUCGCAAAAUAAUUGAACAUCUCUGCAAGAUGGAAAAUAACCAAAAGUAAAUAUUUCAUCUAUAAACUUUUGAAGAAGAAAAAAAUUAAAAUUUAGACAA
Messenger RNA from Parasteatoda tepidariorum (common house spider), 5302 nucleotides. RefSeq names its product cell adhesion molecule Dscam1. Gene Ontology annotation, molecular function: protein binding. The record is from RefSeq and is a predicted model, not a curated record. Lineage: Eukaryota; Metazoa; Arthropoda; Arachnida; Araneae; Theridiidae. Gene Ontology annotation, biological process: cell-cell adhesion.